Drosophila miranda is the source of this 918-nucleotide messenger RNA. RefSeq names its product dynein light chain roadblock-type 1-like. The coding region runs from base 317 to 646 and encodes 109 amino acids. Gene Ontology annotation, biological process: microtubule-based movement. Lineage: Eukaryota; Metazoa; Arthropoda; Insecta; Diptera; Drosophilidae. Gene Ontology annotation, molecular function: dynein intermediate chain binding. The transcript has 3 exons. Gene Ontology annotation, cellular component: centrosome; cytoplasmic dynein complex; cytoplasm. The record is from RefSeq and is a predicted model, not a curated record.
UGAUAGUACAAAAACUGUUUAUGACUUCGUACGAAAACAUUUGGAACUAAAGAUAGCAGCUAAGAUGAGACUUAAAUUGUUCUUUAUUCUGUUGUUGAUUAUUCUAGCAAUGGUUUUAUUAAUGACGAAAGUCAGUGCCAAACGAUGGGCUGAUGGAGUAGAUGAAGUGUGUGCCUAAUCACUUUUUAUAGUGUUAAAUUAUACCAAUAAAGAUGAUGUAGCAAGCUUAGCGAUAGUUGAUUUAAACAAGUAAAUUCAUUAUUUUUGAGAUACCAGCUGAUCUCAAAGCGUAGAGCUCUGAGAUACACUACUCACAAUGCAGGCAGCCGAAACUGAGCCCAAGCGUACCAAGAGUUAUAUUGAUGAGGUAUACCGACUUUUAGAGGAAAAGCCAGGGGUUGAAGAAAUAUUAAUCAUGAAUCGUUCCGGUGUGCCGAUCAAAACGCCAAUGGAACGCCAAGACGCACUUCAACAUGCCUGUCUUUAUGAGAAUUUGCGGGAAAAGUGUCAGGCAUUUCUAUCAAAAAUGGAGCCACCACAGCUCCUGACCAUGUUGCGAGUCCGUACCAGAUUCCACGAGGUCCUGCUAACACCUGAUGGCAAGUGCAAAAUCCAAAGGAUACACAUCUUAAGGUUGAGGAUCUAAAUCGUCAUUCCCCCAAUUUUUAAAUAAUUGCUCCUACAUAUAUAUACGUUGUUAGUCAUCCAACUUCUUACACGUAAAACAUUCUUCUCACUUUGUACACAGCCCAAACACAACAAACUGUUCAUUUAUGUGACUACCUGAAUAUAAAUUCAAUCAAAUAAGUAAUAAAUAGUCCUCAGAGCUUCAGCUUAAAAACAAAAUAUAUUCCAAAAACAGAUGACAUUUUCUGACCAACAGAAAGUAAAUAUAUUCUUGUACUCGUAUUUAUAAAA